This is a messenger RNA of Erythranthe guttata (spotted monkey flower), 1064 nucleotides long. RefSeq lists its product as uncharacterized. NCBI's taxonomy places the organism in Eukaryota, Viridiplantae, Streptophyta, Magnoliopsida, Lamiales, Phrymaceae. The record is from RefSeq and is a predicted model, not a curated record.
AUUUUAAUUCUUAAAUAAUUAACAAAAAAUAUUAUUUACUUGAUUUGUUUUCUAUUACACACCAAGGAAAGUCAUCCCAAAUAACGGAAACAGCCGAUGUAGCUUCCAAGGUACAUCUCUCUAUAAAAUCCCGCCGGAUUAACUCAUCAACUUCUCUCUCAUGACUUUCUCUCUCUACAAAUCUCAAUUACGAAACCUAGAUUCUACAAUAUAUACAUACAGAUAGUUGUAUAUCUAUAUCUAUAUCCAAUGCCGUCGCCGAAGAUUCACCGGAAAGCUGGAGAGAAGAACAAGAUCAAGGGGAUGAUGAGGAAGACGUUGUCGGAGAAGUCGUCUUCUUUUCACGGCAGAGAUGACGGCGCGGUGGUGGCGGCGGAGAUGAUCCUGCGACGGCCGAGGACGGCGCCGGACUUAUUCGCCGGUCGGAGGUCGGCGGAGGAUGCGGUGGCGAUUGGAGCACCCGCGAAGCUGACGAAGCUGCUGCUGAACGUGACUAUACACAGAUGCCUCGGGGCCGUGAGGGUGGUGGUGCCGCUUGAGGCGACGGUUGAGGACCUGAUCGCGGCGGCGCUCCGCCAGUACGCGAAGGAGGCGCGGCUGCCGGUUAUCCCUCCCGGCGGCGCCUCCGACUUCGACCUCCAUUACUCACAGUUCAGCUUAGAAAGUUUGGAUAGAGAUGAGAAGCUAAAUGAGUUGGGAUCAAGAAACUUUUUUUUGUACCCAAAGAAGGCAGCGGCGGAGGUGGUGGCGGCCACCGCUAGAGGCGGCGCGUCGACAUCAAGAUGUUCAGAAGAAGUUGAUAGGGGUAGCAUCAAGAAAGGCACAUGGCUCAAAUUCAUGGACUUUUUACUGUAAACUACAGCCACAAUUUGUGCCAAUAAUUCUUUUUUAAUAUCUGAAUAUUAUGUAGAUUGUAAAAUUAAAAUAGAAAAUGAAUAUAUAGAAUGUCUUUUUCUUAGGAAUAUUCAAAGUUUGGCAUAUUUUCCAGCAAGACAUAAUUGUAUAGAGUGGUCACACUGUUCUAGGAAAAAUAAAGUAUGGUUAUUUUUGUCUUCUAUUUCAAA